This is a messenger RNA of Punica granatum (pomegranate), 1426 nucleotides long. The record is from RefSeq and is a predicted model, not a curated record. Lineage: Eukaryota; Viridiplantae; Streptophyta; Magnoliopsida; Myrtales; Lythraceae.
UUAGAAGAAAUUAAGAAGAAGAACAAUACCAAGAAUACAACUCACCUUCUAGGUCUGUGUAUAUCUUAUUGAGCCGAAUUUGAGAAGAUUGUUUUGUUCGAUAGGAAUGGAGGACCAGGAUAUCGAGAUCCCUCAGUACUUCCUGUGCCCGAUCUCCCUCCAGAUCAUGAAGGACCCGGUCACCACCCUGACGGGGAUCACGUACGAUCGCGACUGCAUCGAGAACUGGCUGGCCAAGUCCACCAAGAGCACCGCGACGUGCCCUGUCACGAAGCAGCCCUUGCCUAAGGAUUCCGGCUUGACCCCCAACCACACGCUGCUCCGUCUCAUCCAGGCAUGGUGUGUCACGAAUGAGAAGAAUGGCGUUGAUCGGAUCCCGACGCCGAAGAUGCAGCUCGACGUGGCUCGAGUCCUCAGGAUAGUGCGGGACCUCAAGGCUGACCACUUGUGCCUGAGGACACUGAAGAUGCUCGAUGAGCUGUGGUCGGAGAACGAGCGCAACUGGGCGUGCAUGGCCGAAGCCGGCGUGGCAGAGGCGAUGGUUCCUUUGAUAAUAAAGUUUACCCGGGAGCAGAGAAUGGACGGCCUCAAAGAAUCCUUGAGAAUCCUUAACCAAACCUGGAGCUCGAGCCGGCCGGAACUCAACCUACUCGUUCAGGAGAACUACGACCUCGUCGAUGCAUUGUCAUGGAUUCUUCAACUCGACAUGGGGACAGACGAUACUGUCCCUGUUAAGGCAAAUGCAGCGACGAUCCUGAAACGCAUAAUGGAAGUAGCGAGAGUGACGCUGCUGGAGCGGCUUAAGCUUGAAACCUUCAAGAACAUACUGAAAGCCAUGAGAGAGAUUAGGACCUCUCAACCGGGCAUCAAAUCCAUCUUACAAGUCCUCAUAGAAGCGUGCCCGUGGGCAAGGAACAGAUCGAAAAUCCUUGAGGCAGGUGCAGUCUUCGAGCUAAUCGAGCUCGAGCUCGAGAAGCCCGAGAAGAGGGUCUCUGAGCUCACCUUCAACCUGCUCGCGCAGUUGUGUUCGUGCCCGGAUGGGAGGACCCAGUUCCUCCAGCAUGCCGGGGGGAUCGCCAUGCUGGCUAAAAGGACUCUCAGGGUCUCUCCAGUUGUAGAUGACCGGGCAGUUUAUAUCCUCACGAUGAUCUCACUGUAUGCAACAAACAACGUUUUACGAGAGAUGCUGCGGGUCGGGGCUGUGUCAAAGUUGUGCAUGGUCCUGCAGGCGGAUUGCACCAGCCAUUUGAAGAGCAAGGCGAGAUCGAUAUUAAGGAUGCACUCGAACGUGUGGAACAAUUCUCCUUGUAUUACAGUUUAUCUCUUAACUAGGCACGCUGCUAGGUAGCAUUCUAGGACUAACCAAUAUUAAUCACACGUUGACUGUUCAUAUAUAAAUGUGUACUUAACUUUCUCUUUGUCGUAA